AUGGCCUCAGACGAGGAUCUUGUGGAUGCCGAUUCGCAAGCAAUUGACCCGUAUGAGAUCCUCUCCCUUGAUCGCGCCGCUACGGCCGACCAGAUUAAAUCGGCAUACCGCAAGGCUGCCCUGAAGAACCACCCAGACAAGGUCCCGGAAGCGAAGCAGACCGAAGCCAAAGAGGCGUUCCAGAACAUCGCAUUUGCGUACGCUGUCCUCUCAGACCCCGCCCGGCGUAAGAGAUACGAUGAUACUGGCUCAACUUCCGAAGCCGUCGUCGACUCGGACGGAUUCGACUGGUCUGAAUUCUACCGGGAGCAAUUCAGACACAUAGUCACAGCCGAGAACAUCGAGAAGAUUGCCGCCGAGUACAAGGGUUCUGAUGAGGAGAAAGACGACAUAUUGGCGGCCUACGAAGAAUUCGAGGGCAAAAUGGACGGAAUCUACGAAAAUGUUAUGCUUUCUAACGUCUUGGAAGAUGACGAGCGAUUUCGGAAGAUCAUCGACGAUGCUGUUGCCAGCGGCGAUGUACCACGGUUCUCGGCUUAUGCUCGUGAGACCAAAAAGUCAAAGCAACAACGUGUCAAGGCCGCCAAGGGCGAGGCCGCGGAGGCUGAGGAGCUAGCCAAAGACCUAGGCGUGCAUGACAAACUCUACGGGAAGAAAUGCAAGAAAGAUUCAGAGGCGGGUCUUGCCGCCUUAAUCAAGCAGAACCAGGCAUCCCGAGCCAGCGCGUUCGACAAGCUGGCCGAGAAAUAUGCGCCAGCGCCCAAGGCGAAAUCCAGCAAAAAGCGUAGCUCAAGAGAGACCGAGCCAGACAUAUCAGACGAGCAAUUCGAGGCCCUUCAAGCAGAUAUGACGAAACGAAAGAAGAAGAGUCGGGCUUAG
Lasiosphaeria miniovina is the source of this 879-nucleotide messenger RNA. Its product is annotated as DnaJ domain-containing protein. Gene Ontology annotation, molecular function: heat shock protein binding. The transcript has 2 exons. Gene Ontology annotation, cellular component: cytoplasm; nucleus. The record is from RefSeq and is a predicted model, not a curated record. NCBI's taxonomy places the organism in Eukaryota, Fungi, Ascomycota, Sordariomycetes, Sordariales, Lasiosphaeriaceae. Bases 1 to 879 code for a protein of 292 amino acids.